GCAAAUCAAACGGACGGAGGGCGGGGGAACAGUCACCGGUGAGGGACAUCUGAUCGGUUUGCUUGAUGGUGCCGGCGCAGAUUCCAUUACAGUGUCUGAAGAUCCAGUACAAGGUGCUUUGGGCCUGAAAAUGGACUCGAUUUCCCUGCUGGGCAGCAGUCCGGCCAGCACCAAAGCCUGCUUCUUACCCAAUGGCCUGAAGAACUGCUCCAAAGAGGGAUCCGGCAAGCCCACAGUCGGCAUCAUUGGCUCUGGUGACUUCUCCAAAAGCUUGACCCUCCGCCUGCUUCGUUGUGGCUUCCACGUGGUGGUGGGCAGCCGACAGCCCAAAAGAGUGGCAGAAUCCUUCCCGCACGUGGUAGACGUGACCCAUCACGAGGACGCGUUGGGAAAGGCCAACAUCGUGUUCCUGGCCAUCCGCCGAGAGCACUAUUCCACCCUCUGGGACAUCAAGCACCUGCUAGCUGGAAAAAUACUGGUGGACGUCAGCAACAACAGACGGCUGAACCAGUUUCCAGAGUCAAACGCAGAAUAUCUGGCAUCCCUCUUCCCAGAAUCCACUGUGGUCAAAGGCUUUAAUGUGAUCUCAUCCUGGGCCAUGCAGUCGGGCCCCAGAGAUUCCAGUCGACAGGUGUAUAUUUGCAGUAAUUCAGCCGACGCUCGACAGCAGCUCAUAGAAAUGUCCCGUCAGCUCAGCUUCAUCCCAGUAGACAUGGGCGCUCUUUCCUCUGCCAAAGACAUCGAAAACAUGCCCCUGCACCUCUUCACAGCCUGGAAAGGACCUGUCCUGACCGCCGUGGCCUUGUCCAUCUUCUUCUUCGCCUACUCUUUUGUGCGGGACAUUAUCCAUCCGUACAUGAAGACCAGGCAGAGCUUCUUCUAUAAGAUCCCUCUGGAAAUAGUGAACAGGACGCUGCCUGUGGUGGCCAUAGUUCUGCUAGCCCUGGUGUAUUUAGCGGGACAGCUCGCAGCCGCGUAUCAGCUCAUGUACGGGACCAAGUACCGCCGUUUUCCACCCUGGUUGGAGGGUUGGUUGGAGAGCCGCAAACAGCUGGGUUUGUUGAGCUUCUUCUUCGGCUGUAUUCAUGUGCUGUACAGCCUGUGUCUGCCUAUGAGGCGCUCGGAGAGAUACCUGAUGCUCAACAUGGCCUAUCAGCAGGUUCAUGCGAACAUCGAGAACUCGUGGAAUGAAGAGGAGGUGUGGAGGGUGGAGAUGUACGUAUCCUUCGGCAUCAUGGCUCUGGGGCUUCUCUCUCUAUUAGCAGUCACUUCUAUUCCCUCAGUCCAUGAUGCACUCAACUGGCGGGAGUUCAGCUUCAUCCAGUCCACUCUAGGCUACAUCGCGCUGCUCAUCUCCACAUUUCAUGCUCUGCUCUUCGGCUGGCAGCGGGCGUUUCUAGAGGAGUCCUAUCGUUUCUACAUGCCGCCCAAUUUCGUCCUGGCCCUGAUUUUACCUGUGACCGUCAUCAUCGGAAAAAUAGUGCUGCUGCUUCCCUGUGUGAGCCGGAAACUGAAGCGCAUCCGACGAGGAUUAGACUCCCAUCAGAGCCGCACAAACCACGAGAGACCGGCUGCUCACGUCUCACCAGAGAGGGUCACCAUCAUGUGAAAAUAGUAGGGUAAAAAAAAAAAUUGUUAGCAUCAUAAUUCUCCAGCUAAUUGAUUACAUCAAAGCAGUGUUUCUCAACCACGUUCCUGGAGGACUACCAGCUCUCCACAUUACCUUGUCUCCUUAACCAAACACACCUGAUUCAGAUCAUCAGCUCAUUAGCUGAGACUGAAAGACCUGGAAUGGGUGUGACAGACAAAGGAGACAUCUAAAACAUCCAGUGUUGGUGGUCCUUCAGGGAUGUGGUUGAGAACCACUGUAUUAAAGGAAUAGUUUACCCAAAAUCGAAAAUUCUGCCAUAAUUUACUCACUGUAAAAAAUGCUGAAUUCCACAUAAUCAAUUUGUUUUGCUACAACAUGAAGAAAAGGGUUUCUGUGGCAUCUUAAAAUCUAAAUUUUGGGCCUUAAAAUUCCUACAUUUACUGAAAUAUUGUGUUGUAGGUUUAAAUCUUUUUUUAAAAAGUCUUAAUUUUCCUUUGUUCAUGUAUUGCUACCCAAUUCGGACAAAACCAUACAAUCACUAACAAUCCAUCUCAAUAAAACUUGUAACUUUUUUUCAAAAAGGCAAAUUUUAACUCUAUAUAUUAUAGUGGUUUAAUUACUUUCCUUACAAUAACAUUUGUUUAAAAGUGCUCUAGGAAUUAAUGCUAAGGACACUGACCUGGACAGAUUGUUGUGCAUAGAUUUAAAUUUUUAUAGUUUUUAAAACUUUUAAAACAUUUGUUCAUUUUUUAUUUUAAAGAAAUAUGUUGGGAAAAAAGUGUAGGUAUACAAGUAGAGCUUGAUGGUUUUUACACAAUAUUUAAAACAUUUUGCUAAGAAAUAUCUAUUAUAUUUAUUUUUUAUUAUUGAUUUAUUAUUGUAUUAUUAAAUGUAUUCAAUUAUAAUAAUUAUUUGAUAGGGCAAAUAAAAAUCUUUUCCAUCUGGGCCAUUUGAAAAAUUCGCCCUGUAUGAGUCUUACAUUUCAUUCAUAAUGGUCUUAAAAGUUUAUUAAAAAGUCCUAAAUUUAACGUGGUGAAACCUGCAGAAACCCUGGAAAUCAAGUUAACUUAUACGUUUUUACAAAUGUAAGUAGAUUGAAAAAAUCCCCCCCCCCCAAAAAAAAUUGGGUUAUUUCAGCUAAUUUUAAAACACCAAAUGUUUUUUUUUUUGAGUGCUUGUCACAAACAUAUUUAUCCAUAUUUUUUGUAGAUAUUUUGAAAAAUGUUAAAAAUCUGUAACCGUUGACUUCCAUAAUAUUUGUAUUUCCUACUAGAGGUCAGUGGUUACUGGUGUCUUUUUUCAAAAUAUAUUUUUUUGUGUAAAAUACUUUCUUUAGAAACACUUGAGGGUGAGAAAUGAAUUAGUACAUUUUCAUUUUUGGGUGAACUGUCCCUUAAGUGUCACAACAUGUUACUUUUACUUAUGCAAAUAGGCAUUUUUUUAUUUAAAUAUGCACUAAUUGCAUACAUUUGUUGGACAAAAAUCAUUGGAUAAAGUUGAGUUCAAAUUGUUUUGACAUUAAAUUCAUAGGUUUUUACAGCCUGAUCUCAUGAGAAAAAGUAACUGUUUUACAUUUUGCCAGUUUAGUGGCUAAUUCGUACAAAUUUAUAUGCAUUCAGUCAUACGAAAAUGUACAAUUUUUAUGUACGACGGCACCCAACCCCACCCCUAAACCUAACCGUCACUGGGGCAUAAGCAAAUCAUAUUAAAUUGUACAAAUGAGCCACUAAAUCAAAGAUUUACGAACUGCUGUGAGAUGGCGUUGGUUUUUACAGAGGAGAUUGUAGCAUAAAAUGUUGUAUUUAACCAGGCAAGUGAACAUCUUACUCUGUAAAAACCUUCAGAAUACAGAUUUGAAUAAAACUGUGAAGUCUGGUGUGUGUAAGUGCAGGAGAGAAAACUAAUUUUGAGAAAGUGACCUGUUAAAACCAUUGUUGUAAGUGAAAUCUAGAGACUCUAAUGAUAAAGUGUGGCAAAAAGAACACUUAAAAGGGUAUUUUGGAUGUUUUCUUACCAUUCGACUAAAAAAAAAAAAAAACACAAUGUUUGACUGGAGUGUCUCACUUUAAUGUCAAAGUCAAUUCUAAGCCUUUUAUUUCUAGCUGUGCUGAUCGUGUAAUGAUGGCCACUGUACAUCACAUUUAUAACAUGACAUUUAUUGGUGAAUGAUUCGUGGACAGUUCUGGACAUGUGAUUUCACUGACCCCCUGAUGUUAAAGAUCUUUUUAUACAUAAAUAUGUAAAGGUUAUUACAAAAAUAGCACAUAAACAUGGUUCUAAAAGAAAACAAAAAAAUUAAACAUUAUCUUUGUGGUCAAGAUACUGCUCACUUUCUUGUUACAUUAACUAUGUUAUGUGCGUUAACCAUAAAUGUUAUCUUUUAUUUAUUUCACUUGUUACUGCCCUGCUUCACUGAGAAAUGUGUCAUGUUACAGAAGUUACACAAUGUCCUACACAGACUCUCCAUUAAACAUGUCAUGCUAAAACACUGCUAUUUUCCACACUGUUUUUUUGUGAACUGUAAUUAAAGCGGUUU
Danio aesculapii is the source of this 4127-nucleotide messenger RNA. It is a transcript of the gene steap2, whose product is annotated as STEAP family member 2, metalloreductase. Gene Ontology annotation, cellular component: endosome; plasma membrane. Gene Ontology annotation, biological process: copper ion import. The record is from RefSeq and is a predicted model, not a curated record. Gene Ontology annotation, molecular function: cupric reductase (NADH) activity; ferric-chelate reductase (NADPH) activity. Lineage: Eukaryota; Metazoa; Chordata; Actinopteri; Cypriniformes; Danionidae. Bases 131 to 1609 code for a protein of 492 amino acids. The transcript is spliced from 5 exons.